AAGAGAAAUGGUUCUUGGGGAGAGUUGAGGGACUGUUAGAGGAAGGAGAAUGGAUGCUGUGAUGUGGGGUGGGUCCUUGCAGACCUUCCUGGAAGUGAUUACUAGGGUCCGGUGGGCAGAGUGCCUGUAAGGGGCAGGGCCUGCCCAGCCAGGAGCCCUGGGGCCCUGUAGACGCCAGCUCAGCCUGCCUCAACUGCCCCUUGCCAUUGCAGGCAGGCAUGCCCCGCACACUGAGUGCCUCCGAUAUGGUGACCCCAGGCAGCUUUGGACCACCCCCCACCGAGUCCACAGAUGGCGAGCAGACCGGGCAGCCCCUCCUGAAAGGAGCUCCAUCCUCAGCCUCCCUGGACACCCUGAUCCAGCACCUUGUGCCUACACCCGACUACUACCCCGAGAAAGCCUACAUAUUCACCUUCCUGCUGAGCUCUCGCCUCUUCAUCGAGCCCCGGGAGCUCUUGGCCCGGGUGUGCCACCUGUGCAUCGAGCAGCAGCAGCUGGACAAGCCGGUGCUGGACAAGGCCCGAGUUCGGAAGUUUGGCCCCAAGCUGCUCCAGUUGUUGGCCGAGUGGACAGAGACCUUCCCGCGAGACUUCCAGGAGGAGGCAGCCAUCGGGCACAUGAAGGACGUGGUGGGCCGCAUUGCUCCCUGUGAUGAGCAAGCCUACCGAAAGAGGAUGCACCAGCUCCUGCAGGCCCUGCACAAGAAGCUGGCGGCUCUGGGCCAGGGGCCGGAAGGCCUAGUGGGUGCCGACAAGCCCAUCUCCUACAGGACCAAGCCACCAGCCUCUAUCCACCGGGAGCUCCUUGGCGUCUGCAAUGAUCCCUACACACUGGCCCAGCAGCUGACCCACGUGGAGCUGGAACGGCUGCGACACAUCGGGCCUGAGGAGUUUGUCCAGGCUUUUGUGAACAAGGACCCUCUGUCCAGCACACAGCCCUGCUUCAGUGACAAGACUAAUAACCUAGAGGCUUACGUGAAAUGGUUCAAUCGGUUGUGCUACCUCGUGGCAACUGAGAUCUGCAUGCCAGCCAAGAAGAAGCAGAGGGCCCAGGUGAUUGAGUUCUUCAUCGACGUAGCCCGUGAGUGCUUCAACAUUGGCAACUUCAACUCCCUGAUGGCCAUUAUCUCUGGCAUGAACAUGAGCCCUGUGUCCAGGCUGAAGAAGACCUGGGCCAAAGUGAAAACGGCCAAGUUUUUCAUCCUUGAGCACCAGAUGGACCCAACAGGGAAUUUCUGCAACUACAGGACAGCCCUGCGUGGGGCCGCCCACCGUUCCCUGACCGCCCACAGCAGCCGGGAGAAGAUCGUCAUUCCCUUCUUCAGCCUGCUCAUCAAAGACAUCUACUUCCUGAACGAAGGCUGUGCCAACCGCCUCCCCAAUGGAAAUGUCAACUUUGAGAAAUUUCUGGAGCUGGCCAAGCAGGUUGGAGAGUUCAUCACAUGGAAACAAGUGGAGUGUCCCUUCGAGCAAGACCCCAGCAUCACCCACUACCUGCACACGGCCCCCAUCUUCAGUGAGGACGGUCUUUAUCUGGCUUCUUAUGAAAGUGAAAGCCCAGAGAACCAAACAGAAAAAGAGAGGUGGAAAUCUCUAAGGUCCUCUAUUUUGGGGAAGACAUGA
Molecule: messenger RNA, 1622 nt
Organism: Loxodonta africana (African savanna elephant)
Lineage: Eukaryota; Metazoa; Chordata; Mammalia; Proboscidea; Elephantidae
Gene: RASGEF1C
Product: RasGEF domain family member 1C
Exons: 14
Coding region: 219-1622 (467 amino acids)
Biological process (GO): Ras protein signal transduction; positive regulation of GTPase activity
Cellular component (GO): plasma membrane
Molecular function (GO): guanyl-nucleotide exchange factor activity
Source: RefSeq, a predicted model, not a curated record